Messenger RNA from Panonychus citri (citrus red mite), 3359 nucleotides. RefSeq lists its product as uncharacterized. Gene Ontology annotation, biological process: transcription initiation at RNA polymerase II promoter; RNA polymerase II preinitiation complex assembly. Lineage: Eukaryota; Metazoa; Arthropoda; Arachnida; Trombidiformes; Tetranychidae. The transcript has 3 exons. The record is from RefSeq and is a predicted model, not a curated record. The coding region runs from base 1233 to 3350 and encodes 705 amino acids. Gene Ontology annotation, molecular function: protein heterodimerization activity; RNA polymerase II general transcription initiation factor activity; transcription coactivator activity. Gene Ontology annotation, cellular component: transcription factor TFIID complex; SAGA complex; SLIK (SAGA-like) complex.
UGUUUGAUCAGUGUGUCAAGUGAAUUAAUGAUUCUAAAUUGUGAUCAUCAUGGUGAUUUAUUUAAUGAUUCAAUUCCCUUAGAUGGACACGAUUGAAGGUUGAUUUUCAAGCAAGAGAAUUGGGGAAAAAACAACAACAAAAGAAGGAGAAAAAAAUUGAUAUUCAUUUCCUUGUUUCCUCUUUUUUCUGAUACUUUUACUACCAAAUCGUCAUCAUCAUCAUCUCCACCAUCUCCAUCAUCUUUUUUUCAUCAUCUUCAUUGUUCUCUGAGUAUUUUCCCUCCAUUGGAACCAUGGUUAUGACAAGUUAACCCUUCCCUUUGUCAUUAACAUUAUAAAUUGUUAUCAUUUUUUUUUCUAUUCUCUAUUUUUCCAAACUUGUUCUCUAUUCCAAUCUUGAUAUAUUCCAAUAUUCUUAUGAUUUAGUUACUAUAUUUACAUUGAUCUGUGUUCUCUAACCAUCACAAUUUAACAAUCAUUAACUUGAUUAUCUUGUAAUUUUCUCCAUCAACUAAUCCUUUCCCUUUUCCAAAAUCACUUUUAGACCCACACUUAACCCAAUCUCUCUGCCUCUACUUACUAGUUAUCCUUUCACCAUUUUCACAACGAGUAAUUGUCAUCUUGAUUAUACAACAUUAAUCAUCAUCAUCAAGACCAUUAAUCAAUUGAUUGCGAAAAAAGAAACCAUCAGCUGAUAGUUAACAAAUUGACCAACAACAAAAACAACAACAACAACGAUCACCAAACAUCAUCACUCAUCCCAAUAGAGUAACAUUGUAACAAGAAAACAUCAACAAUCAAAUUGUUAACCAUUUAUAGUUGAAAUUAAUUCUCGCCCCCAAUCAAUUAGAUUUUAAAUUUCUAAUUUGAUUGUUGUCACUUCAAACUAAUGUUCUUUUCCCGCUUCCAACAACAUGACCAUGACAACUACACAAGCACAUGGAUUGUAAGGAAAAGCUUUUUGUUUACCAUUGGAAAAGAAAGAAAAGAAAGAGAAAAAUUGAACCAACACUCAAACCGGUUCCAUUUUUGUGGAUCAAAAACCUUCAGUGUUUAUUGUUGUUAUUAUUUAGAAGUUAAUCACUUCUAUCUAAUCAUUAAUUGAUUUGUGGUUUAAUUGUUUUAUCUAUUUAAUUUUUUCUUAUAUUCUAUUCUGGUGUUUCUCUUAUCCUCCCUCUUUCUUUUUCUUUCUUUUUUUCAUCUUCUCUUUUUAUCUCCAUUGUUUGGGUACCAUGGAUGUUGGUGCAUCUGAAGAUAAUAUUUUACCGGAUAAAUCUCGUAAUUAUACCAGUUUUGGUGUUGAUUCUAUUAAAUUAUUUGCCUCUUCCGUCAAUUCAAUUAACCCUAUUGAUGAUCAAGUAUUUGCUCAACUAUCAGAGGAUACGAGUUACCGUUUAAGGGAAUUGAUUGCUUCUUCAUUCCAAUAUACUCGACACUCCAAGAGAUUUAAAUUAACCUGUGAUGAUAUAAAUAAAGCUUUAAAAGUAGCUGAUUCUCAGUCAAUCUAUGGUUUCAAUGGAUCUCAAUCAACUAAAGAGAUUUAUAUUCCAGAGGCUGAAGUAUUUGUUACCGAAGAUAAAACAAUUGACCUGGUCAAGAUGUCAGAAUCAAUCAUUAGUAAAUCCUACAAGGUUAACCUUAUUGCUGAAAGUCCACAAUAUCGUAUCGAUUGGCUUAAUCCAACCGGUGGAAGUAGAUUAAUGAAAGAGUUUAAUCAACCUGGACCUGAUGAGAAACCAAGCCCAGAGUAUUUACAAUUAAUGAAAAUAUUCAAUUGUAUCUCCAAAGGAAUCAUUAGUCGGAAUAUUUUUCUCUUUCAUAAAACUUUAACUGGACUUACAAGCCACUCAAAUGUUCAACAUAUAUUAUCUUACCUGGUUAAAUUUAUCGCUAAUAAUGUUGCCAAGACCAGUGAUGGUAAAAUAGCCCGACAAUUAUUACUCUCAAUCAGAGCUUUAUCAAAAAAUAACUACUUACAAGUAACAAGUGAUAUUUAUGUUACUCCAUUGGUUAAAUCAGUUUUACAUUGUAUUCUGAGAGGUUCAUCUGAUAAUCUUUAUCCAUCACAACAACAACAACAACAACAACAACAAUCUCAACCACCGCCAUCAACAUCAACAUCUUCAUCAACAUUACUCACCUCAUCAUCAUCAUCAACAACAACAACAACAACCACAUCAUUCCCUUCAUUCAACGGUAACUCUACUACAACAACUGGAGAUGAUACAAAUUAUUCAAUCAAUUCCGAUCUUUGGAACUUAAAAUCUUUUGCUGCUUCCAUUUUAAUUGAUAUGUUCAAAGAAUGGUCAACAUCAUUUGUCCAUAACAAAUUUUACAAUCAAAUAAUCAGAGCUUUAAUUACUUGUAUUCGUGAUCCAUCUCAACCCUAUUCAUCUCAUUAUGGAGCCAUCGUUACCUUUAAUCGACUUGGUUUUGAUUGUAUUAUUAAUCAUUUAUAUCCCACCAUUGGAACUUAUUUAAAUCAAUUGUAUAGUAAUCAAAAUUCUGAUCGUUUGCUUUCAUCCAAUUCUCAUGAUAUAUUGGGCUGUCAACAAGUUAUCGGCGCUUGGAUUAAUUUGUCCCUAUUUUUGGUGCGAAAAUUUCGAGACAUGGCUCUUACCGAGAAUAACUUUCAAUCUCAACAUAUAGUUAAAGAAUUACUUAAUCAUUUUGGUGAUUCUCUGGCGAUUCAAUUACCAAUCGAUUUCCCGGAACCAGAAAAGGUUUAUAUUAAAAGGGCACCGGUUAAAGUAAAAGUACCAAUUAUUUCAGGGGAAGAGCUUCUGGAUGCUUUUUAUGAGACUAAUUCUCUUGGAAAAUAUGGAUUAACUGGUGAUCAUGGGGGUAAAAUAGUCUCAGAUGAUGAUGAUCUAAGAAGUAACAGUGAUUCGAUUGAUGGAAAAUCAAAUGAGAGUGAAAAAGAUUUCAAGAGACAUGAUGGAACUGACCUAUUGGUGGAAAGUACCAUUAGUGACCCUUCACUUGGUGUUAAAUUAACCAUAAAGAAAAUUCGCCGACAACGAAGGUCAAUCGAUGAACUGGACAGUUUGGCAGCUCAAGUAGAAGAAGCUAAAAGAAAACGGAAAAGGCCAAGAUUCCAAAAUUUCAUGGAUUCUUUUAGUGAAGAAAGUGAAAAUCUCUUAUUAGAACAAGUUAAAACCAAAGGUAAUUUAUAUUCUCAUCGGAUGAUUAAGAAAACAUUAUCUAUGCCAUUUGAAUCAACAUCUUGGUAUCUUAUAGCUAACAAGUUACCAUCAAUUGGAAAACAACGUAAAUCAAGUAAAUUGGAUAAUUGUGAUUCUCAUUGGAGAAGAAAAUUAUUCUCAUGUACAUUAAACACUAUUUUAUAAUUAAUUGAA